This is a messenger RNA of Fukomys damarensis (Damara mole-rat), 3615 nucleotides long. It is a transcript of the gene Serpini1, whose product is annotated as serpin family I member 1. The transcript has 9 exons. The coding region runs from base 204 to 1436 and encodes 410 amino acids. Gene Ontology annotation, biological process: negative regulation of endopeptidase activity. Gene Ontology annotation, molecular function: serine-type endopeptidase inhibitor activity. NCBI's taxonomy places the organism in Eukaryota, Metazoa, Chordata, Mammalia, Rodentia, Bathyergidae. The record is from RefSeq and is a predicted model, not a curated record.
AGGGGGAGGAGUAACAGCUGACGAGUCCGCCAACCCGGAGCAGGGGAGGCGGAGCCCGAGCCCCGGAGCCGCCGCGGGCGCUGCCUGGGCUGUAGUUUCCCGGGAGAGAGGAGGAGGAGCGGAGCCAAGCGCAGCGCAGCCGGGAGCCCAGCUCCAGCCUCCCGCCAGGGGUUGCAAGUGUGGGAGCUUGAAACCAUUCCACUAUGGCUGUCCUUGGGCUAUUCUCUUUGCUGAUUCUGCAAAGUGUGGUGUUUGGGGCCACUCUCCCUGAUGAAACCAGUGUUGAAGUGUCAGUGAAUAUGUACAACCAUCUUCGAGCCAUUGGGGAAGAUGAAAAUAUUCUCUUCUCUCCAAUGAGCAUUGCCCUCGCAAUGGGAAUAAUGGAAUUUGGGGCUCAAGGGUCUACUCUGAAAGAAAUCCGCCACUCAAUGGACUAUGACAACUUGAAAACUGGUGAAGAAUUUUCUUUCUUGAAGGAUUUUUCUAAUAUGGUAACUGCUGAAGAGAGCCAAUAUGUGAUGAAAAUUGCCAAUUCCCUCUUUAUACAAAAUGGAUUUCAUGUCAGUGAUAAGUUUUUGCAAAUGAUGAAAAAAUACUUUAAUGCAGAAGUAAAUCAUGUGGACUUCAGUCAAAAUGUAGCUGUGGCCAACUACAUCAAUAAAUGGGUGGAGAAUAACACAAAUAAUCUGCUGAAAGAUUUGGUGUCCCCACGGGAUUUUGAUGCUGUCACUCACAUGGCCCUCAUCAAUGCUGUGUAUUUCAAGGGCAACUGGAAGUCACAGUUUAGACCUGAAAAUACCAGAACUUUUUCCUUCACUAAAGAUGAUGAAAGUGAGAUCCAAAUUCCAAUGAUGUAUCAACAAGGAGAAUUUUAUUAUGGGGAAUUUAGUGAUGGCUCCAAUGAGGCUGGUGGUAUCUACCAAGUCCUAGAAAUACCGUAUGAGGGCGAUGAGAUAAGCAUGAUGCUGGUAUUGUCAAGACAGGAAGUUCCACUGGCUACUCUAGAGCCGUUGGUCAAAGCACAACUGAUUGAAGAAUGGGCCAACUCUGUGAAGAAACAAAAAGUAGAAGUAUACUUGCCCAGGUUCACAGUGGAACAGGAAAUUGAUUUAAAAGACAUUUUGAAAGCUCUUGGAAUAACUGAAAUAUUCAUCAAAGAUGCAAAUUUGACCACCUUGUCUGAUAACAAAGAGAUAUUCCUUUCCAAAGCAAUUCACAAGUCCUUCAUAGAGGUUAAUGAAGAAGGCUCAGAAGCUGCUGCUGCCUCAGGAAUGAUUGCAAUUAGUAGGAUGGCUGUGCUAUAUCCUCAAGUUAUUGUUGACCAUCCAUUUUUCUUUCUUAUCAGGAACAGGAGAACCGGUACAAUCUUAUUCAUGGGACGAGUCAUGCAUCCUGAAACAAUGAACACAAGUGGACAUGAUUUUGAGGAACUUUAAAUUAUUUCAUUUGAGUAACAAGGAAAAUACUAGUGAAGCACAUUAUGUUUGCCACUGGUAUAUAUAUUUAAGAUUUGUGUUUUACAGUAAUACUUCAGUGUUUUAAGGGAAUAUUUAAAAUAGCUGUAGAUUGAAACUAUACGUAAAUUAUAAGUCAACAGUGUCAAGAAAUGUUAUCAGUAUUAAGGUGAUGGUCCUGUUAUGUUAUUGUGUUUGUUGUGAUGUUAUUUAAAAUAAAAGUACAUAUUGAACAUGUGAACAGUUUUUUUUUCAUUUUAGAAACUGUAGAAUACAGAUAGCUCUAGGUUAAAUUGGAGAACAAUGAUGUUUGUUACGAAAUCAUAGCACACUGGUACCACUAAGUAAAAAAGAUUUGACCCCUCAAAUCUUUCAUAAUUCUUCAGAAUCAAAGUUCAAAGUAAAUUAGCAUUAUACAUUAAUAUAUAACAAGUAAUAACGUGAAGCGAAGGCAGGUACUCCACAAAAAUCUCAUUGUCAUUUGUUUGAAAUCUGUGUAGAGGGUACAAUGGCUUGGAAACUGAAUAUCUUUUGUGUGGCUCCAGAACAAAACGAGAGAGAGAGAGAGAGAGAGAGAGAGAGAGAGACUAAUCCUGUAGACAUUUGCUAAUGUAUUUACCAUACUACUAUAGUUUUUAUUUAUUAUUAUUUUAGAGUGUACUGGUGUACAUCUAAGUAAUUUACUGUAAAGCAGUUUUACCAUUUAGAUGCCAGCAGUGACCUCAUACCUCUCCUGUUCACACUGCUGCUUGACUACAUCAAGAGGUCCUGUCCAGGGAUUGACCUGUGCCAUCCAGGCUGGUGCAAGAGCUCUCUGAAUUUCUCUUAAAGAUGAAAUUGUCUAAUGACAUAUUGCUCAGGACACACCUCAGAUGUUAAGCAACAUGUGACUAGACUAAUUCUUUAGGUAUGUUUCAUUUAUGGAAAAGUAGGUCAGUCACUGCUUCUAUUAGGUCAGUGCUUCUUAAAUUGGUGAUCUUAGUAGGCUUGAGUGGGGCUCAAGAUUGUGCAUUUCUGACAAGCUCCCAGUGAUGCCUUUGGUACCAAAACUGCACCUACCAUAGGUUUGCAUGUUUGAUAUUUCCAUAAAUGGAAACAGAAAGACUGUAUAAUUUUCAUAGAGGUUGGAGGGAUUCGGGAUGGGAUAGUACACUGCAUCAAUAAUGUAAUACACUGUUCUAUUACAUACUAAUGCUACAUGCAAAAUUCCUCAACAUAUCAGAACACUUGAAAUAUAUUCUCUAAAAAUAUGUAGAAAUUCAGAGGUGAUACGAAAGAAUGUAUGAAUGCCCAUGCACACAGUACUUAGCAAUGAAUCUUUACAGCUUGUAUUUUCAGAGAACAUAAAUUAUAUGAAUUUAUAAAUUUAUAAAUCUCAGAUUAUUAUAGAUUAGUGAUGUUGUUUCAUAUAUAAUUUAUGCAGGCUAGCAUUCUGAUUCAAUACUAAUAUUUUGAGUUUGUAAUAUUUUUCAUUAUUGUGUCACUGCUUGUUAAUCAUUGUACAUAUGACUAUCUGUAUGUUCACUGGCCAGCUUACUGUGUUACCUGAGAGGAAGAACGAAUGUCAUUAGACAAUCAUGCAGAUUUUAUAAAUUCCCAAAUACAAUUUUUACCAGUUGACAUAGGAUUAUCUACUAUUCAGAAUGUAUGUCUUUAAAUGUUUCAAUAAUUUAGAUGCCAUUUAAAUGAAAAUACAUAUUCCCUGUUAUUUGCACGCUUAUGGAAUGUUUACAAAUAAUAGUGAACAGUACCAUGGUUUUCCUUUGGCUUUCUUUGGUUUAUAAUUUCUUCAACAUUUACCUUUCUCUCAGAAAAGCAAUAUAGUGUAUUUCAGUUGCAUUUACUUUUAAAUGAAUGUUACUGCAUAAGCACAUACAUGCAUAGCAUGAACAGUUCACCAAAGCUUUGUGCUCUUUGAAUCUAUUUGAGGGAAUAACAAUAAUUAUAUAGAUUUCGCUUUUAUUUGAAAUCCCAAUUUUACCUUUUUGUGUAUGCAAUAGGCUGGAUUGAAUAAUUAAAAAGAAUAAAAUCUUACAGAUUUUGUCAUCACCACUAUACCAAGUAGUUGUUAGAAUCAGUCAUAGAAAUGUUUCUUUGAGUACUGAAAAUAGUUGUUUUAUGAAAACAAUGACAAUAAAGAGAAAACAUGGUGAAGAACAAC